Messenger RNA from Neltuma alba, 2489 nucleotides. Its product is annotated as rhamnogalacturonan I rhamnosyltransferase 1. Bases 509 to 2110 code for a protein of 533 amino acids. The transcript has 9 exons. Gene Ontology annotation, cellular component: cytoplasm; chloroplast. Lineage: Eukaryota; Viridiplantae; Streptophyta; Magnoliopsida; Fabales; Fabaceae. The record is from RefSeq and is a predicted model, not a curated record.
UUAACCAGAAAUUUCCGGCUAAUAAUCACGUGGUCACAUCUAUAAAUUUUCGGAGCAUGAAGAUCCCCGGGAGGAAAAAAGAGAAUAAUUUUCUGAAAGAAAGAUAAGGGGAUUGUCCGUUGAGAUUGGUGUUAAUAUCGGGGUGUAAAGAGAGAGAGAGAGGGAAGGAAAGGAAGUUUUUCCUGGAGAAGGGAAUAAAAUGCUUAAAUGCACGAGGCCGUUGCGUUUGGUUGUUGAAAUUUCUUCAUUUUUCAGAUUCCUGGAUCGUCUUGUUUCGUGUUCCCUCUCUUCUUGUUUAGGGUUUUUUUCGUAUUGAUUCUUGAAGAGGUUCAGAUUCUGUGAAGCAAUCGGCUAAAAAUAUCGGCCUGGUGCAUCUGCUUCAGAUUCAAUUCUGGAUUCAGUUUUCUUCACUGCGGCACUGUCUGAUUCACUUAAUUGCAACUUUUGUGCCUGAGACUCUAUGAAAGUUGAGGUUCAAUGAAGCGGCAAUGACGAUUGCAGUGGGAAUAUGGAUGGUAGAUCGGAGGGUAUGCAGGUGAAGUACGACAAGCUUCCGGCUCCUGUGAUUCCGAGGACCCGUUUGCGGAUUUGGUUCAUUCGCGUCUGCUCAAGCAUUGUGCUUUGGACAUGUCUGGUUCAGCUAGUGACAGUUACUGAACUAUGGAAUUCACAUUUUAUUUCUGGGAUUACUAGUCGAAUACAUAACACAGCUCAAGUUCAGAUUCCUUCCCAAGCAGAAAAUGUGAUAGUUCAUUCUCCUCCCCCUCUUCUCCCCGCAAGAAAUUAUAAAAGUAAUGGUUUCUUGAGAGUAUCCUGCAAUGGGGGUUUGAAUCAAAUGCGUGCAGCGAUCUGCGAUAUGGUCACUGUUGCUCGAUUUUUGAAUCUCACAUUGGUUGUUCCAGAGCUUGAUAAGACAUCCUUCUGGGCAGAUCCUAGUAAUUUUGAGGACAUAUUUGAUGUGAGACAUUUCAUUGAUUCUCUAAGAGAUGAAGUUCGAAUAGUAAAAAGAGUGCCCAAAAGGUUUGGUAAAAAAUAUGGCAAUACCACCCUCGAGAUGCCUCCUGUUAGCUGGUCAAACGAAAAAUAUUACUUGGAACAGAUUCUGCCACUUCUUGGGAAGCAUAAGGUGUUACAUUUUAACAAAACAGAUGCUCGACUAGCAAACAAUGGUCUCCCACUUGAUCUACAGAGGCUUAGGUGUCGUGUCAAUUUCCAGGCCCUCAAAUUCACUCCUCAAAUUGAGAGCUUAGGGCGCAAAUUGAUUAGGAUGCUUCAAGAGAGAGGACCUUUUGUGGCUCUGCAUCUGAGAUAUGAGAUGGACAUGUUGGCUUUCUCAGGCUGUACUCAUGGUUGCACUGAAGAAGAAGCUGAAGAACUCAAGCGGAUGAGGUAUGCUUUCCCUUGGUGGAGGGAGAAGGAGAUAGUGUCUGAAGAGAGGAGAUUAGAGGGUCUCUGUCCUUUGACGCCGGAGGAGGUGGCCCUAGUUUUGGAAGCUUUGGGUAUUGGCAAUGACUCGCAGAUCUAUAUUGCAGCUGGUGAUAUUUAUGGCAGUGAACGUAGACUUGCACAACUGAGAGCUUCAUUUCCACGAAUCGUGAAAAAGGAAACUUUGCUAGAUCGUGAUGAAUUGCGGCAGUUCCAGAAUCAUUCAUCACAGAUGGCAGCUCUGGAUUUUAUGGUUUCGGUAGCUAGCAAUACCUUUAUUCCUACCUAUUAUGGUAACAUGGCAAAACUCGUGGAAGGUCAUCGCAGGUAUUCGGGUUUCAAAAAAACCAUCCUAUUGGAUCGGAAAAAGCUCGUAGGAUUGAUUGAUAUGCAUCAUAAUGGCACACUUCCAUGGAAUGAGUUUGUCAGCGCUGUCCGACAAGCUCACGAGACGAGGAUGGGACAACCGAUUCGCCGUGUAGUUAUUCCAGACAAGCCAAAGGAGGAAGACUACUUCUACGCGAACCCUCAAGAGUGUCUAUGUGGGGGAACAAAUUGUGAUGACUUGCUAGGUCCUCAUAACUCCACUAAUGAAGUGCCAUUGGUAAGGGCUAUGAAAUCUAGAAAAAUACCAUUCAUCCCAACCAACAGUAAGAGGAAUCUCAGAACUGCAGCAUUCCUUUGAAAGUUUUUUAGAUGCUGAGUUGAGGAAUCUGGAUCACUGGCUUCAAUGCUCAGGUUCAUAUACACGAGUUUUGUAGGAAAACGGAAGGAAGGGAGAAUGAAAGAAAGAAAGAAGUAAAAAAAAGAAAAAAGGUUGGAGCUUAAGGCUUCGGAGGCCAAAAAAAAAAAAAAAAGGUCGGAGCUCAAGGCUUCGAGAAAGGUUUUCAUUCUUAUUGAUUAAUUUUUUUUUUCUUUUCCCAAUCAAUGUGUUUAGUAUAGUGUCAUACCAGUUUCAAUUGCAAUCUCAGACUCACUGAAUUUUGAAAGCUUGUUCUGGUUGCCAGCAGAAAUGGUAAUUGUUUUAUAACAGGAACACAAGCGUGAUGCCUAGUGUUUCCUCC